Cinara cedri is the source of this 19007-nucleotide messenger RNA. Lineage: Eukaryota; Metazoa; Arthropoda; Insecta; Hemiptera; Aphididae. The record is from the annotation of a GenBank genome assembly.
CGUAGACCAGUUUAGUCGUAACUGUUAUUCGUGCCGAGACGCAACCCAAGGCAGUGUGUGGUUUAUUCUUCUAGGCCCGAUAAAUCGGUCUCCCGUCAAGAUCCGCGUGCACCUUGUAUUGUAUCUCUAGGUAAGAAGAAACGUUUUGAAAUAUUUUUUUAAGAUUUGUAUUCAAUUUUCUUUCGCCUCUUUCCUGUUUGCCCACUGUUCCUUAUCACGAUAAUAGAACUUUUAUUAUUAUUUUUUUGUUUUAAGAAAAUACAUAAAUACAUGAAAUAAAUUGUAUUUACAAAUAAUUAUUCCCGGCUGUACCCAAAAAUACUAUAAUAUUACCCUUAUACUCAUAUGGAAAUAUGCAAUUUCAUAGCGGCACUUGUUAGCGACGUACCAAUUCUAUACAAUAUUAAUUAUUAUUAACCCGAAUGUAGUAUUUUUUCUAUUUCGAAAUUACCCGUUUUUAUUGGCGUUCGACGAAAUUAAUUUGCAAAAAUAUAAUACGAAAUUCCAAACCAUGGGUAACAUUAUAGUUUGUUAUUUCAUUGUUUGUUUUAGUAUAAGCUAUAUUGCAUCCCAAAAACGCGUAAUAUUACAAUUGAUUUUUCGUCCGGCUGUGAUCAAUCGUUAUUAAAAUUGAUAUUCUAUACAAUUUCGUGAUCAUAUUAUGUCUUUGAAAAUUGUGUGUUCAUAGAAUUGCUUUUUCGAAUUCGAUGCAUUUUAGUUUUGUAUAGCGACGGCGCAUAAUUUUUCAUAGCAUUUUUUUUUUUUUUUUUAAUAUUAUUCAUUUCAAACUACCUACCCCAAAAACAGAAAAACAAAUAUUAUUAUUUCGCAUAAAUAUAUAAUUUAUAAUAUGUUGAUAAAAAAUUUCUCACUACCCUUAAGCGUUUCAUUACAAUAUUUAAAAUAGCCAGUGUUUUAUUAUACAAUUUGUUCUUCUUGGAGAAAUAUUUUUCGAUUGUUUAAAACGCCUUAAAAGAUUAGGAUUUUCCGACUGACAAUACUUUUGUAUUCACACAACGUUUUUAAUAUGUAUUUCAAUAAUUUAUUUCGACGAAAAAUUAUAAAAAAAAAAAAAAAAAAACCUCGAUAGUCCCUAUAGCAAAUUUGUCGUAGUAUAUAAUAUUAAACGAUUCUAUGCGUGAUAUUCUAGUUUGUUUACAUUACCUGAAAGUAUUUUAUGUUUUAUUCCAUAUUCUUGUGUGUUCCUUUAUUAUUGUUAUUUUAUGUUCUUUCAUUGAUCCGCUAUACUAUUCCAAUAUUAUUUUAAUAUUAUACGAUGUUCUGACGAAGGUUUAUCGCCAAAACCCGUCAAAAUGAAUCCAUAACCCAAUAGAUUCAAUAAUACAUAUGCCUUUGAACUAAAAUCGCAUAUGUCUCGUAAUUGUCUACAUUUUUUUUUUUUUUUUAUAGAGACCUGCACGCUAGUUGUUUUUACUCAAAAACACGCUUAGCAGGUAAAAGUAUCACGCCUUGUAGAGUGAACGAAUUUCGAUCGUUUUUUUUUUUUAUUUUGUCAUAAAAAGAAUGACUUUUCUUUUUAAAAAGAGCAUUCAAAAAUAAAUAGUAAAAUUUCGAAACUUUAUAUUUAUAGAGUUUGAUUAAGACAAAUUAUUACCAUUUUUUUUUUUCACUGAGCUAAGCUCUUGGUUUAUGGUUACGUAAUCAAAAAUUGAAGUUCAAUGCCGUGGGAAAGAUUUCCUCUUUCCAACUGAAAACGAAUUGUUCUAAAUCGGAUCCCACAACGAAUUAUGACACUUUUUUUUUGUAAAGCAUGGUAAAAAAAAUACAGGUCGUGCACAGGCUACUGUACUAAGUUUUAUCUAUACAUUUAAAGAAUUAUCGUUUGUCAAAUUUAUUAAUUGUAGAUAGCAUAAAUAUGUGUAUGUAGAAUAAAAACCAACGAACAGAACUGUGAAUUGUGUACUCAAACUAAAUUUCUAUCGCAUUUUACGUAUUACUUGUAAUUCGUUUUUUUUUUUUUUUUUUUUUUUUUAUCAGCAACGUAAUCAUUUUAUUAUAAAUAUGUUGAAUUAAUAAAUAAUUAAACUAUACAAAAAACCGUAAAAGAAUUCUCGAAACGCAUCUGAUUGAAUGUGUAUAAUUAUGUCGGUAAAAGAAAUAUCAUAAUUAUAUUUCUAGUUUCUCCAUUGUUUUUAUUCUUAAAUCCUUUGCUUACAUACACGAACCGGUACGUACGCGAGCGUACAGUUGAAUAUAUUAUAUACAGUCAUAAUAAUAUUUUCUUCCUUGACUUCCUGACUUUUGUAUAAUAUUACUAUAUUUAAUUUAACUGUCCGUUGGAAAAUAAUAAUAACAAUAACACGACUACCUAUACGAUUUUUAUAAUGACAUAUAAUAACUCAUCGCGUCAUAUUACACGAACUAUAUUUUGUGUGUUUUAAUUUUGUUUUAUACGAGAAUCAGUUCGAAAAAAUACUAUUAGGUCACUGAUUCCGUCACGUGAUAUCAUUAUCGCCGUCUCUUUUUUCGGUAGCCACGGAGUUGCAAAAAGAUAAUGGCCGUGUGUAUUAUUAAUUGAACUCGAACAUCCGACGAAAUAAUAAUUAUUUUAUUACGAGAAGAGUUCACAACUUAAAAUUAAACGCUUCUUUUUGUUCCUUUUUUUAAUGUUAUUCGACAUUUUAUCGCAGUAUCGCAGUUUUUUUUUUCCAACCAUUGGGAAACUCGAACAAUGGACUCUUCCCAUCUUAUUGUGGUUCGAUUUCCUAUUUAUAGGUCUUAGACCAUAAUAAUAUUAUGCAUAACCUUUUUAGAUGCCGAGCAAAACGAGGUUAGAUUAUUCUUUCAAUUUUCCCAGCGCCAAGCGCAUGAAAAAAAAAAAAAAACGAUCAAACAGUAAUAAUUAUGAAAACGUUUGUAAAUUUACGGUUCGUUACAACAAUGUAUUUUUCACUUAAUAUUUCCUAGCGAUUCGAAAAACAAUAGUAAUAUUUUCCAGUAGACGUGGAAUUUUCAACAGCUUUCUAUCAAAUAUAAUAUAUGAUUCAUAGACGUGGUCGUUUUGAAGAAUCAUUUUACGAUAAAUUCCCAUUGGUAAAUCCUAGAAAAUGUUGAGUUUUGUUCCGUAGCGGAUGAUCAACAUUUUUAUUGAAAAAUCAUAGGUAUUUUAAAAGUAUUUAUUAAUAAAUGCCUCUUUUUUAUACAGCAUUUUGUUGAAAUGAUCUCGGUGUCUAGGGGAGGAGGUCUAGACCCAGAUUUCUGGACUCCUCCCUGUAAAUCCACCUCUGAUUUUGCACAAGAAUUAUAUUUUUCGAACGCAGUGAUUUCGAACACGAUGUCUUUUUAAAAAUUUUUUUUGAUACCAAUUCAUUCAUUAUUUUUAAAUUGAUGACCCAAUAUUUCACACUAAAAACAAUCAGUAAACAAAAUAACAUCUAUCGUUAUAUCUGGUGGUUAUACGUAUCUGUGCUAUUAUUUCAAAGUUAAAUAUUGAACAAUUUUAUUAUAGUAAUAUCACGUUAUUUUAUUACGUCAAUAAUCAACACAUAGAAUGUCUCAUUAUAUUAUUCGUAUUAAUACAAAUAACACGGUUUCGUAAUGUAUCGUUACACCACAAUCAAAUUAUCAGUCAUUGGUUUUAUUUAAUUUAUUUUGAUGAUAAAGAACAUAUACCGGCAUGUAUAGAACAUAGAACCCGACUAAUUCAAUAUUAUUAAAUCAUUUUUCAAUACAAAAGAUUGCAAAAUUAAUAGGUUGGUACGGUCUAGUGAAGUAUUAUUGUUAUCUAGUUGGAGUACAAAUAACUAAUUUAAGUAAAUAAUUUGGUUUCGUUACAAUUAUUUAAUGUUUCUUUUGUCCACAGAAAAGUAAACCAUAUUGUUCGGAAUGAAUAUUCCGAAACCCGGAUUUGAUUCGAACAAUAUCAAGGAUAUAUUAUGAAAAAUAUUGUUAAUACAAAUAAAAUUAAUAUAAGUAUAUAAUCGUGUGAAUGAAAUAAUAUUAUUUUUUCCGAAUUUUCGUUUUACUCCAAUUAAAAACUUACGGAUGAAAAAAAAAAAUGCUGACUUUCUUCUAGCAUCAAUUUUGAUCUAUUUAGUUUGUUGAGGUGGUCAAUUUUGUGGUUUUCUCAAUAAAUUGGGAAAAACUGACGAUUUGUGUAUAAUUUCCGUCGAUUUCCGGAUUACAUUGUCAUCCAGGAAAAAAAUAUGACUAAUAAUACUUCACUCAGAGUCGUUUUCCAUUAGCUGCAGUUGAUCGUUGCGCACACUAAACUAUAUAUUCUCCCGUUCCUGCUAAAUGGGCGGCACACCCAUCAGUGGUAACAGCCUUUUUUUCGAUUUAGUCUAAACACGUUUACAUACGACCGAUAAGAUCUCGUGUAAUAACGAAUAAAACGUCGAGAGUUAUAAUGAUACGGUGCCCAGUUACGGCGAAAACUCGCGAGUCCAUAUUAUUGUUAUUGUUCCAACGUUGCUCCGUGUGUCACUAGAGAAAAUGUAAAUUAGUAAGUCGUUAUUUUAGGUACGUUUUAAUUAUUAUUGUUUUUUUUUUUUUCCACGGUAUCAGCAAUACACCGUAGAUAUUAUUCGGUAUAUAUAGUAUAGAAUUUACGUAAUAACGAGAUGUCGCCGCGACGAAGUUACGAUUUCCAUGCAAAAGUAUACGUUUACGAAUCACAGACGGCAACAUUGUUCGAAACGCGAUACACGUGGUCCGCGGAGAGAAAUCGGUAAAACGCGUACCCUACGAUACCACCUAUACAGCCGUUGUACCAUUAUUAUAGUUCCCCGGCGCGGUAUCGCAUCGCGAAACUGUGAAAACUAUAUUUAUCAGACUAGACACCGGCCAUUAUUAUUAUUAUUAUCAUUAUAUCGGUCUUACAAUAACUUUAUUCGAAUAGAAAGUUUUGCAUAAAAUAUCGCGCCUAUAUAGUUGUAAUUAUUAUUAUUACGGUCGCGUACGGUGUCGAUGACGGCCGUAUAACGAUAAUUUUACUAUGCGUACCCGCGUAUGCCGGCACGUUUAAAAACUAUGCGUAAUCGUGCGUAAUCUGAACGUUGGAUUUUCGUUAGACACCGACGUAGGCGUGUAUGCGCGGCUAUAAAAAGAAAUCGGUCGACUAUUAUAAUAAUAUUUAAAAAAAUUAUGGCCAACCCCCCCGUGGUCGUGUUACCGUACCAAACGUGCUGUUAUUCGAGUACGCCCGUCCUGACCGCGAGGUUUCCGCGAAAAUACGUAUUAAUUUCAUGCCGGACAACGGCUGGAUGCCAUUCGACAGAUUCGAACGGCACUUUUCGCUCGGUUUAAGGUUUCUCCGCGUCGCCGCGCCGUGUCCCGUGUCAUCGUGUUGACCGCGGUUCGUUGUUGCGGGUGUUUUUAUUUUCAAUUUUAUUUGCCGUCCAACCACGCGUUUUACCGAGAUUUCCACACACACGGUAUCGUCGUUUCUUUUUCACUUACUAUCGUUUUACCUAGAGAUGGCGAUACCGAAAAUAACGUAAAAUUCUAUACUCGCUAACUCGUUUCAUUACGCGUUAUUCGAUAACGACAUCCGAUUCUCCGUGAUUGAAAACAAAAACAAAAUACAAAUGAUUAACCAUGAAAUAUUAAUCGUCGGUGUUUAUUAUUAUUAUGGAUACCGUAAAUUGUCUCGAUUUCGAUAUUCGAUACUGUCUUAAGUACUGAAGGUACAGUAUGUCGGGGUGGCAAUACGCCCAUCUCUAAUCAUAAUGAAUUAAAUAUUCGAUUGACCGUAUUUGCAAACAACGCUUUAGGUUACGCGUGUAUAUUUUUUUUUUUCUAUUAUUUUUAACACUUGUUCCACCCGGUCAGAUUCCCCGUAAUUUAAUAUUUCUACAAUAAAUGAAUAACGAUUUUUCAAUGAAAAUUCUAUAUAUAAUUAUGUGCAGUUUGUUUUAAUAUCAGAACGAAUUGAUCUAUUAUCAAACAUCAAGAUUAAAACUAUUUUUCUGUACAGCUACGUGAAGGGUUUUCGAUUUUCUCGGUAUUUUAAUUUUAAAGCAAAAUGUGAAAAUGUGAAAUAUUAUGAUUUAAAAAUUCUCGCUUAAACAUUAAAAUAUCGAAGAAAAAAAAAACCGACGAACAAAUACAUAGAUAAUGUCUUCGCUUUACCGUCACAUACGGCUAUCACGUCCUCUUGACAGCGACUGCUGAUUCACUAAAGACGGUGGACGGUGCUGAAAACAAAUAUUCAGAGAGAAAUUUCGUCGGUGUAUUGGUUUAUCGUAAUACCGUAUUCAUUCUUCGCGUGUACUUGUCGGAAUGCCUGAGUACGGCCGCAAUAAUAGCUUUCUUAGAGCGGUGAAGGGCACGGACGAACAUAUAUUAUCGUUUAUCCAUACAUCAUCGGACGUCUGAGUUGAGAACAACCGAUAUUAUACUAUAACCUAUAAUUGGUAAUAACAGGUACCUUAUCGUGCACAGCCUCGAGUAUAUUAUAUUUAUGAGUAACAGCACGAGCAAAUUAUUGAAGUCUAUACGUAGAUAGGCUUAUUAUAUCGUUGUAUAAUUUCUAUCGUUUUAAUAUUGUCCGCCGGACAUAUUAUUGUUAAUAAUUUGCUUAUAUAAAGAAUCGUCAACGUUCUGAAAUCGCGUAACGUAAAGUCUAGUCAAAUGGACAACUAUGUCUAUAUGUUUGAUACCUUUUUUGAAACAAAUUAAUGAAAAGAUACGGACACACUUCGAACGAUGGGUGGGCCAAUGUUGUAGGGCACAGGUUGGGAAGGUAAGAUAUAGAGGAGAAUUUAAUGUAAAUCUGUACGUAAUAAUUAAUCUUCGCUAACGAAAAACGAUUUGGAGUUCGGUAUACAUGUUUCAAAAGACCACAAUAUUUACGAUUUAAAAAUAAUUUAAAUAAAUUUAAAUAAAAAUUUUGCCUACGUUUUUUCCCGGUCAGUUUUUCCAAUUUAUUAAGAAAACUCCUGGGAAAAUUAAUAAAUACCAUUUUUAAAGUAUCAUACCGGUCAGAUUUUCUUUUGGAAAAGUGUUAUAAUUGAAAAUCCGAGCGAAAUUGCCGGUAGAAAAAGUAUACAAAAAAAAAAAAAAAGCAUCACUGAAAAACCAAAACGUUCCUCGUUUCGCUCAGAAUCUAAAAUAUUUUUGUGAAAUGAAUCAUAUUUAAUUUCUUAUCGAAUAAUCAACGAUACUUGUAUUGUAUAUAAUUUUGGAUUCGACGCAUAGCCAGGGGGACUAAGGGCUAUAGCCCCUUUUCAUGGACUGCGUUUGUGUAUACCACACUAUACUAUGCAUACUAUUACGCACACUAUUUUACGAUCGGAAUGUUAAUUAUGUUUUCAAUUAUCCUGAAAGAACGUUUUUUCCACCAGACCGUAUGAAAACGAUUUAAGGAGAAAUGCUAAUUAAUAUAAUUACUAUCUUUUCCAAAGGAACUCCAAGAAGGAUACAUCUAAUACAUUUAUCAGAGAAUAUAGCCUCUCCAAUACCAAACCCUAAGUGGGCAAUUCCUAGUGGCUACGUCACUGUUUCGGUGGUAUGAUUACGUUAUUCGAAACUAUAGCAACUAUCUAUAAUAAUACCUGUAGUGUCAUGCCGUUUUAAAAAUACAAAAUAAUUUUUAAAUAUGCAAUAAUGAUAGGCCGGCAUUACGAAAGACAACGAAUAUCUGGAGAGAGUUCGGUUGAUGAUGUAUAACAAGUGGAAAUUAGUAUUUUUAAUAUUAUUGUUGGCGGUAGAAGAGCUCGAACUUAGUACGAUUGGAUAUUAUACGACCGACAUAUUGAUCUAUAUAUGGAUAAUGGUACUGUGAUAUUUAAUUCCGGUGAAACGAACACGUUUUAUUUUAAAUAUUUUUGACGACCGAACGUUUUAUUUCAAAAACGGAACUCAUUAUACCUUAGGUGAAAACAAUACACACCCACAACUUAACACUUAUAAAUUAUAAUAAUAUGUGUGCACGGACGCACGAUGAAACAGAAAUUCGACUCUCCUCCCCAUAAACUUUGUAAACUGUAUAAGUUUUAUUUUUCAACUCCAAGUUUGAUGUUGUCAACAUUUAAUAUUAUUGUGUACAAAUUACGAAUAUAUUUCAUUAUGAUAUUUUUAACCAACACUUGGAACCUGCAUUUUAGAAUUAUCAACGCACCAUUUUCGAGAACACUAUGAGUAAAUGUAAAUUACAAAAUGGUCAAACCUUCAGAACCGUUGUUUCAUUUAUAUGUAUUAAAUGAUUUAAUAUUAAUACAUUUUAUUUAAUACAAACAUGUUUUCCUCAUUUGCAUUUUGGAAGUAUAAUGUAAGAGUGCAAUUUUAAUUGUACAAUAAUAUUUUUCAUUUAUAUGUAUAUACAUGGACGUCCCAAGGGGAGGAACGUCUGCCCUCAACCCGGAAUUAAAAAUUUUAAUCAUUAUUAUUAUAAUUUUAUUUCAAGCACAUUUUAGUAUUUGAUUUUAUUACGCUCCUCCCUGAUAAAUUUCCUGCGGGCGCCCGUGUAUAUAUUUAAUAUACACACGAAUAUAUGUGAUAUAUUUUUUAGCUUGGUAACAAAUAUGACACUAUUGAACAUAAUUGAACAAUUAAAAACAUAGGUAUUAAAUAUUAAACAAUUUCAUUAAUUUUAGGGUUAAAGAGAGGGGAAAAAGUUUCAAACUAUUGUUAGAAACUCUGCGUGCAUUUCUGGACACUCGAUUACGGUAGGUAAAUUUUAUAAUAUAAUUAUAUAAGUAGAAAUAAACAAAAUUAAAAUAAGGUACACAUAUUCGAAAGUUCACAAUAUUAAUCAAUGUACAGAUUAUAACAUAUAGUGUCUUAUUGUUUUUUUUUUCUAUCGUUCGGAGCCUGCAAUGAAAGAUAAACGUUAAAUCAUUUUUUUUUUAAUAAAGUUUUUGUAUAUUAGCAAAUAAUAGCAGGAAUAUCAUCCCACUAACUGGGUUUAAUAGCGUUUCGUCGAUAUGCAGGUAGAUACCUGAGAAAUCAUCAACUCUCAAUAACUGUUGUUAGUAAUGUCUGAUAUACCUAAUUUAUUCGUUCUAUUAGGGUUUUAGUAAAUAUACAAACCUAUUGUAGAGUUAACUGACAAACGAAAUUUCGUCAAAUAUAUUAUUAUUAAAACAGUGGCACCGAUCUCAGUAGUGACCGUGCUUUAUAGUCUUUUAUAUUGGCAAUAGCAAAUAGAUUUUAUUUUUCGCGUCUUUCAGUAUCAUAUAUAUAUUUAUUAUUUACCUGUACGAAUAGGAAAAUAGUUUUAUCAUAAAGAGUUUUUGUUUUGAUGUUUUGGUUACACUAUCUUUUUUUUUCCCGGAACACAAAAUACAAAUUGGCACCACAACAUUAAAAUAUACAGAUGCCGUUCAUUCAUUUAAUAGGAAAUAUUAUAUCUAUCCUUAUAAAGUUUUCAAUUUCCGGAUUAUAUGCAAAGUUCUGACGAUUCAAUUCCAACCGAGUUCCGGAACGACUAGGCAUCUCUAAUAAAAGUUGCUCUCGACGCUUUUUUCAGCCGCUUCUUAGCAAUAUUAUCAAUAUUCUGUCUUCCAUAGUCGUAUAAAUUCCUGUGAACAACGGAAAUCUAACAAAAUUAACACAAACAUAAUACAAAUUAAAUUGUGGAAAAUUCAAGUGUGGGUACCCGCCAAAAAUAUUAUACAGUUAAUAAUUAAUGUGCUCCGUGAUGAUUAACCAUGAUGACCAAUUAUUAUUUAAACUUCAUGUAGACUUUUUUUAGACUCUGAGGGAAGCAUGACUUGUUAGUUUUACUAUAUUCUGUGUGUCUGUAAACAACUUUUUUAUCAGAUGUCUUGCACUAAUCAAAAACUUUAUAGGAAUUAUCGUGUAGUAUUUGUAAUCUAAUAUUGGUAGAAUAGAGAUACCGUUAUUUUGAUUUUCCUUACAGUUUUCUUAAUAAAUGAAACAACUAUGUAAAUUGUUUGUAGAUUAUUUGUUGAUUUCUAGGUUACCUAAGCAACACGUGUAAAACACGACUAAUAAUAGACUACUCAGAAUCGUUUUUCGUUGUCCAUGGUUUAUCGUUGCAAACAUGUAUGAACUGGAUUACUCUAUACAUCCUUCCUUUCGUCUUCCCUCCUAAAACAGUGGCAAACACUCAUCAAAAGUAUCGGCCUUUUUUGUUGUGUAAUAUAGUUGAAAAGUACCUCGUCGUUUACGACGAGACCAUAAACGCAAAAAACCGAUUUUAGCCGAAUUGUUUUUAAUUAGUCCCAAGGUCAUUAAAACGACGUGCCGUGGUAUUAAAAAAAAAAAAAAAACAAAUAUCAACACAAAAAGUGAUCGUAUUUUUAUUAAUUAUUAUUUCCCUUACUAUAGCAGCUACCUAUAUAUUUUUCAUACAUCCGACUCGUUAGAAAGUUAUUGUUAUUGCUUUUUUUUUUUUUUAACAUUCAACGCACGCUAAUAAAUAAUAUUCAACUGCGGCGCUGUGUACUUGUCGAGUAUAAAUUCAUAUUAUACGUACAAUAUUAUUUUCUCUUACAAAAUAUAAUAUAAUAUUAUCAUUACGAUUCGUUUUCAAGAGAAACGUAUAGGUUGAUACGUACAUAUAAUACGCGUAUACGAGUAAAUAUUUCUGUUGGUUUUUUAAAGUACCUAUACCUAGUAUAGUAUACCUUAGGUGUAUAAUAAUAAUACAAUAAUAUCCUCCUAAUCAACGUCUCGAACAUCGACGCAAAGAGAAAUCAACAAAGAAUAUCAUCUUUCGGGGCCAUUGUAUUAUUAUAGGUACUUAUAUUUUACUGUUACGUACGAAACGAGUAUGUAUAGGUACCCUGCCCAUAUACUUUUCACGAUCAACUUUUUUUCAAGAACACGACGCAGUCUAUACGUAUUAGGAAAGAAGGAAGUAAGGAAGGUAAAUAGAAAAAAAAAGACGUUUAACGAUAACUCGAUAAUCUUUAAUACUCGUAUGUGUAACCUAAUAAAUUGUUGUUUGUGGCACACCGCAUAUAAUUAUUAUAUUAUAUAGGUACAACUCGUGCUAUAACAGUGACUAUAUUAUUAUUAUACAUGUACCUACCUACGAGACAUCACACGGUCUUUAACUGGUUACAUUCCAAUUAUACAGUUUCUGUGUCAGUAAGCCAUCAGGAGAGCCCGUUAGGAAUUCACGUGUAGUACCUAUACGCGUGCGUUAGUUCAUUUUUUUCGUGGUGACUUUAUACCAACCCGCCCAUUUUAUACUUCCCGGAGCUCUGUAUCGCUGUGUAUCGUUAUAUUUGCGAUGGAAAAAAAAAUUAUCGUAUUUUGCAAAAAAAAAAAAAAAAAAACCUAAACAAUAACGCGAUAUUUUACAAAAAUGAUAUAUUGACUUGUCGAUUUUCGUGCAGCGGGAAAUUGUACCGUUGUACGUGAAUCGACGUUAACGGUAAUAUUGUAUUAUACCUAGAAGCUGCUGCGGACGAACCGACAAAUAUUCUGUAGUAGUAUGUAAAAGUGUCUUAUUUGAAUGACGAUAGAACUGCGGAGUUUACUACCGUCAUCAUUGUUAACCUAUGCGGACAAAAUGAAUAAAACAAAAUGUAUACUUUCUUAGGUAUACUUAUCAAUACAUAUAUUAUUUUAUUGAUUUCGAGGUAGAAAGACUCAUUUAAUUUUAUAAAAAUUACAAAAAAAUAAACGACGGAAAAUUACAGAAAUUAUGGGAAAAUUAUGGAAAAUCUUGGCAAAAAAAAUUACAUGAGAAAAUUAUAAAACAUAUAAUUAAGCUCUUAGACUUAAGCUCUUCUUCUGUGAAAACAAAGAUACGAAGCUAUAUAUUUAUAGACUAGGAAGCGAGUCUGUGCACGAGUAUAGUGAGCCGAAUAUUAUCGCGUUGAAAUCUGGAAUUUUGUUUGCUUUUGUAUUUGUUGGUAGGUAGCUAUUUAAUGUAUACCUAAAUGGUGAAUCACUAGCCAAGUUCAAACUUUUGUAGCAAGUACAGGAAAUUUACACUCGAAUAUACACAUAAUAUUUAUUAUAUAUUAAUAGACCAACAAACUUUUUACUUCGAUUAUCGAACAAUAUAUUUUGAUAUUAAAUAUUAGGUUUUAGAUUCUAAAAAAUAUUAUACCAAAUAACCGGAUGUAUGUAUUUACCGAACGAAAGAAUAAUAAUGUGAUUUAUUUAGAAAAAAAUAUGUAUUAAAUAAUGAACAAAUUUAGACGAUUCGUAAAAAAUAUUUCUACGGUUAUUGUUAUUUCAAGGCUUGGACUAAAUAACAAAUGCUGUUGUUAUUUUUGUCUGGUGUGUUAGAUUGAUAAUGUUACACAUAAUAUUUCACAUUAUAUAAAAACGAAUUCAAUGACAUUGCAAUUUAUAAUAGUCAAUUUCGUUUUGUUUAUUUACUCUAGAUUUGCUUUUUUUUUGAAUUUUCGCAUUUAUUUUCACAUAAUUAUUUACGAACACAAAGUGUAACAGGGUUAGGACAUUUUGGCAUAUUUUUCGUUAAUAAUCGAUUGAAUCGAAGGGACCAAUAAAAUAUAACAGCAUGCAAAUUUAUUUAUAAUAAUUUCAUUAUGCGGAUACUAUUUAGUUCGGUGUUCGUAAAAUUAAAAAUAUAAUAAAUUAUUUAAUCUUUUUAAAACAAAAAGAAAUUAAAAAAAUUAACACAUCAAUAUUAUAGCUGUCAGUUAUUUAAGGGAGAGGCGUAGCACACGCACAGAGCCCCGCGCUUUUCGAGGUCUUGCGUCCAGUCACGACAAUAUUGUAGCUAGAUGGUAAUUAAAUUGCACAUGAUUAUUUAGGAAAAUACAGAUUAAAAUUAAUUGCAACUAAGAAGAAUUGUGUUAUAAAGAUUUACCUACACUUGGUAUUGGAAUAUGGAAAGCAAAAAAAAAAAAGUUGAGGCCCCCGCAAAAAAAUACUGCACACGGCCUCGAUAUUUUCCAAGCCGAUCCUGGGUGUAGGGCCUCUUAACAUUUCGAUCUCAUUUCGAGUUGUUGUUGUUAAAUCAUAUAAAUAAUAAUAUUUUAUAGAAAUCUGUAGUCAUAGAUAAGUUAUCAUUUAUAACCACUGCUGUAGAUAUAGAGUUGUGCUAUCUAUAAACAUAGUUAUAACACUACAUUUUAGACCGUGGUUCAUAGCUUACAUUAUAUUCAUGCAAUAAUCAGUUUUUAAGUGGAUUCAUUGUCUAAUUGAUUUUUCGAUCGUUUUAUUUUUUUCUUAUCACCCAGCGAGAAGUGAGUGUGUUCCACUUCUGGACACGAUGAUAAUUAAAUUUGAAUGUAUGAAGAUCAUGUUACGCCGUUAUUACUUGUUUGUUCUAUUAAUAUUGAAUUGAUUGAAUAUCGUGCGUUGGGCUAGUCAUAUAAAAUAUGCAUAGAUAAAAAAUUGUAAUGAUAAAUUGCAUAAGAUAAUAUUACUAACCGAUUUGCGUCAUUAAAAAAAAUAAAUCUAAACUUAGUAUUACAAUAUCAUAUAUAUAUACAUUCUAAUUGUAACAGUUCAUUUUUUAAAAAUAAAUAUGAUAUUUUGAUUCGGAUCAGAUUAGAUCCCUAUAUCACUUAAUAAGUGACAAUUGUACACGCUUUCACGUGUUCAUGUAAAAUUUACAUUAAUUACCGUGUGCUAAAAAUAUCAGUUUGUUCUUGAAAAUGUUUUAAACGCGGGUAUUAUUAUAAUAUUAUACCGACGUGAAAAUUCCAAAAGUUCAAAUCGAAAAUUUGAAAUUUGAAAUUGUUAUUAGGUGUACCGAAAUAGGAUAAGUUUUAAUGAAUGCAAUUUUAAAUGUAUUUACAGUAUGUACAUUAAACAUUAUACGUACAUACGACGGUAGUGAAUUCGUUUUUCUAAUCUUCAUUAUUUUGCCCGUAGUAAUUGUUCAUAUUUUAAGCUUAAAUUAUAAAAUAAACGCCUUUUUGGGUUUUUUUUUUUUUUAUUACACUAACAAUAUACUUCGCUAAAAAAUCCAAACUCGAGAAAUAUGUGCAUCGCACAAUAUAAGUAUUAGUUAUAGUAUAACUUUUUUUUUUUUUUGUACAACGUGCUGGUUCGUAAAAAUUCGCCUAUUUUAUUUUCUGUUUUUAUAUGUAAGCAUUUAUUCGUUAACUCGAGUAUUUUAAAACUCUCCGUACUUAAAAAAAAAAAAUCAUGGUAGUAAAAAUACGAAUAACAUUCUUUGAACUUUUUUGGUGUGAAAAAUCACCAGACUACAAAAUUAAAUAUUGUAUACUAUAAUUUAGUGCACAAUAUAACACUUUUGCCACAGACAUUUUUGUAUUUUACACGUUUUCACUGAAAAUAAUUUUGCUCUUUAAAUGUUAAUAUAUUUUCAUCCAACGUGAAUUUAAAUAUUCCUUAAAUUUAGAGUCCCUGUAGUUUUUAAAAAUAUAUUCUACAUUUAACUAUAAUAUAUUAAUAUACAAUUAUUACUAUCUGUACUGCAAACUAUUUUAUAAAUAAUUUUAAUAUAAUUUAAACAUUUCAAAUUGUAUUUUUCAAAGUAUUAAAAAUUCUAUGUUUAUAAUAUAUUCGUAUUAUUUAAAAAUAUUAACUCAGGUUAGUCACUAAGCGUGUUAACCACAAUUUUUUGGUUAUAUUUUGCAUGUAUUCAAAUUCUGAUUUUUAGAAUUUUUAAGUGUAGUUAAAACCGCUAUUUUUGAAUAUAAAGUUUUUUUUUACACCAUUUAAGGAGUAUCCUGUGGCGAUACCAAUUUUUGGUUUUUCAAAUGAGAACCUAAAUUAAAAAUUUCAUACAUAUAUGGAAUAUUACGAUUAAAAGAAUUUUGGUGUUAACAUUUUUAUUUCCGUUAACCCGUUGACGAUAUAAUUCACUUUUAAGUAUUGGUAGGGGGAGGUUAGUGGAGUAUCAUUUGUGUGACCGUGGCAGCAUGGCACAAAGCAUUUUAUUAGUGCUCCAUUACUCUCCCCCGAUCUAAACUUAAAAAUGAAAUAUCUCGUUAAUGGGUUUAAACCAAAAGUGUUUACAUCAUAUAUACUCCAUCUAUUUAUGGAAUUUUCAAUAUAAGUUUUCGUUUGAGAAACCAAAGUUAAUAUCACCACAGGAUAUUCCUUAAUUGUUGUUUAGAAUCUAAGUAUUUGAAAAUCAAAUACUAAUUAGUGAAUCACCCUGUAUAUAUUUAUUUUUUUUACAUCAUCUACGACAGACUCCUGUCUUAGUUUUUACAAUGUGUUAAUUCGCUGCGUACAAUUAAAAAUUUUCUAGGCGUGCAUUUUGAGUACCUUAAGAGUAUACUAACCUAUAGGUAUUUUUAAAAAAAAAAAACUUCAUAAUUAUAAUACAAUCAUUGUGUUUGCAAAUAGAAUAUAACGAGAGGUUAGGUUAGGUUAGGUUAUUUAAAUAUUUAUAUAUACUUAUAAUAUUUUGUAUCCUACAGUAUUUCGAUUAGUCAUGGUUUGAUAUUUUUUUCGUCUUUCGAAACAAGGUUUCAGGAGCUGUUGUAUAUUAUCGAUAGGACCUUUAAUUAGCCAUCAGGAAUUGCAUUAAAUUACUUUAGAGGGCUGUUGUAUGCUAUUAAAGACUUCAGUAGAACGUAGAAUAUCGAUUGGCCGUCAGCGAGAACACAUUAAAGGAAAAAAGUAUAUAUUGGCAGUAGGUAAACGAUAAGCAGGCUGUUUUUAUAAGAUUUUUCAACUCUAGAUAGCAGUUUGGAAUUCAUUCGGAACAAUGAGACAAUUGUCACAAUUCUAUUCAUUUUUUAAGCAUUAUCUAGGCUUAAAGCUUUAUUCAUUCAUUGAUGCCCUACAUUUGAAAAUUAGUACAGUUUAAAACCUAACCUGACCUUAUCUAUUCUUACAAUGAUUAUUAUUUUAAUUACUAUACAUAUUCAGUGUAAUGUUUGAGUUAAAUAAAAAUAUUUUUUUUUCUACAGUUAACAUUUCUAGUUGGUGGAAUUACGAAAAAUCAUUAUCAUUAGGACCAUUGAAGAGAAAUGCGGUCGUGUGACCAAUUGAUCUCUCCGUUUUACAAUAACUGUUUUGGUGAAAACAGCUAGAAGUUUAUGAAAAAAAAAAAAAUCAGACGAAAAUAAUAAACCAAUUUUAAUUUCAUACAAUAGUAUCGUUAAGUAUUAUUAAAAUAGUAAUUGGGGUACAUUGUUUAUUUUAAAAGAAUUACGUGGGUAGGUGAAUGGCGCGAUAACAUAUACUGAGUAAUAUAAAACUCUAAUUUCUACUUCCGUAUUUUCAAAGUUGUCAAAGAUGAUAUAGUAUUUUAAAUUAAAAUAAACAAAAAGCGAUGGAUUGGCCACUGUUUUAGGUGAGAAAUUAGGAAGGCGAAGGGUAUAUUUAACGUACAAUAACGAUUAAUCAUUCAUAACGAAAGACGAUUCUGAGCGGAGUUCGGUUAAUAGUGUUGCUUUGUAAUAUUUACAAAUUAGGCUGUACUUUUUACGGCCUUUAUUAAUUUUUUAUUUUUUUACCGGUUUUUCCCAUUUAUUAGGAAAACUCAUGAAAAAAAUCAUAAAAUGACCACCCUAAAGUACUAACUCAAUUAGAUUUCCUUUCAAAAGAGUACUACCAUUGUAAAUCGGUGUAAAAUUACGAGUAGAAUAAUUGUUUACAGAAAAUAAGAGAAAACAAACGACAUUGUAAAACCAAUAAAUUCCUUGAUCCGCUCAGAAUUUAAAAAAAACAAAUUAUUUUAAAAUAUAUUAUUCUGUAUUCAUAAUGUUUAUUUGAAUACCGCAAAAGUGAUAACAACAAUAAUUGUAUUAUUACCACCGUUGUUUAGUAAUAUAUUGUAAAUUGUUUUAAUAUAGUUGAAUAUUAUCCAUUUAUAAUGAUUGAAUUAAAUUCAGCUUUUACUUUUUCGGUUAUUGGAACGUAAGCGAGAAAGUAAUAAUGAAAAAGAACUAUAAGUGUAGUUCAAAACUAUGUAUCGUUAAUAAUUUAAAUAGAAAACGUAAGGGGAUUUAGUUAUGUUAUGUUAGGUAAGAUCUUUUGUCGUCGAACGAGUCGGGAAAAUAAAAAUGACGUAAGCACCCGUAUUUGUAUUGCAGCGGGAUAUUAGCAUGCGGUAUUAUACAAACGAUUUGAACAAAACAAUUCGUGAUUUUACACGAAUAAAACUUACCUGUACGAAAUUUUGAGUUACUUUGAACAAUUUUAGAACGUGCAUUAUAUAUAUUUUAUGGUGACCUAGUAGUCUAGUAUUAUAAUAAUAAAUGCAUUCAAUUGUGUGUACAUUUGAUCGUUGCAUUACCGUGUCAUAUGUUUUCAAAACGAUAUUCUGUGGAUUAAAUAUCUCGGGGUACUUUUUAUUUUUUUUCCAAGUACAUUUUACUAUGUUAUUAUUUUGUAUAUUGUAAUUCAGUUUAAAGAUGUAUCUAAUCUAUUUAUCUCGGGUGAUAUUGUCAGUGGAUAAUCGUAUUAUUUCAUUAUUAAUGUAUACCGGAGUAAGAAUAGUACCGAAAUUGAUUGUCAAAGUACUAUUAUUAGAAUCUCUAAUAAUAUUAUAAUAGCCGGUUCCUGGUAACACCUACAUCUAAUAAUUUGCAAUUGGAUUCGAAUAGAAUUGUAUAGAAAAAAGAUAAUUUAAUUUAGGAAAAUUAUAAAUUCGUUUCACGUAGUCUACUAUACAAAGAAACGAGCUAUACAGACAUUCGAUUUUAUAUAUUUUUUCAUAAACCCGUAUUAUUUUGUAACAAGUCAGCUCUAUACGGAUAUAAGGCUUGUACAGGUUUUAAAUUAAAUUAUUCUCUGUAAAAUAUUGUUUUUGCGCGUAUUGACGCGUGCCUAGCUUGUUUGAAACGUUGAGCAUAAAAUAUCGAAUUCAUAGGUCUAAUACGAAAUAUUAUGUAUACUUUAAAUAUCAAAAUUCGUAUUUGGAUUUAGGAAAUGCAUUUGACCACUUUGGUAAUUGUUACCCAUUAGGCGAUUGUUAUAUUUCAUUGUAUAUUAAUGUUAACGUUGUUAUUGUUAUUAUUUUACAGCUUAAGAUGAUAAGACAAAUAUUUCUAUUUGUUUUUGGACUAACACUAGUCGUAGCGCAGAGGAGAUUAGCGUUGCCCGAUCCGCGUAGCUGUUCUAGUAGUAAGUUUCAACGUUUUUUUUUUAUUGAAUUUUAUGAAACGUGAAAAUAAUAUUAUAUAGAAUUUGUUUAUUGCUAAAAAAAACCUAAUUAUUCUCCUAGGAAUUCGCCAUGCCACGUAUCGAGAUGCACGUGGAGUCACGCAUUCGUAUUUUUUCAGUUGGGAACACGCGCCUACUAAGAGCUUGGAAGUUGACUGGUUGGACGCUAGAAACAUUUGCCGGAGGCAUUGCAUGGACGCGGUGAGUUUGGAAACUCCGCAAGAAAACGAAUUCGUCAAACAAAGAAUAUCCAGAGGUAGGCCAAAAUAAUAAUAAAACCUACACGCAAAUAUGGUACCCAAUAUUAUAUUUUGUGGGAUCUCCAGAACUUAUUUAAACAAAAUUUAAUUUCAAGGAAACAUAAGAUACAUUUGGACCUCGGGACGGAAAUGUAAUUUCAACGGAUGUGACCGACCCGAUUUAGUACCCGCCAAUGUUAAUGGAUGGUUUUGGUCAGGAUCGGGGGCGAAAAUCGGACCGACCACUCAACGUAAUUCUGGCGACUGGAGCCAUACCGGAGGAUUUGGACAAGCGCAACCAGACAACAGAGAAGCACCACAAGUAUGUUUUCAGAAAUUUUAUUUAAUAAACUUCGAACGUAAUAAUGGUGUGAACUUGUGAUAUUCACAAGUGUAGAGGUAAAAAUGAGCGAGUUGUUGUACAAGUUUUGAAGUUCGGUAUUUGUUUUAAGUAUUAUAUAACCGAACCUAUACGAUUAUUGAAAACGGUUUAUUUUCAGGGUAACGACGAAUCAUGUUUAGCCGUAUUAAAUAACUUUUAUCAAGACGGAGUAAAAUGGCACGACGUUGCAUGCCAUCAUUUGAAACCAUUCGUGUGCGAAGACAGCGAUGAACUUUUAAACUUCGUUCGUUCUCGCAACCAGGGAAUUCGUCUUUAAGAUUAUCAUUUUGUUUGUAAUUUUUUAUUUAAAUAAAUUAUGUUGUAAGGUAUAUUAUAAAAUAUUAUUAUGUUCACAUAAGAUAAACGAUAGGUAUUCAAUAACAGUACGUUAACUUUCAUCUGUUAAUUUAACUAUUUGAACGAAUAUGUAC